AGCACUCGCACGAAAGGUGCGGUGAAAUCGGAAACGGAGACUAACUCUUCUAAAACACACCAAAAGAAAACCUUUUAACACUUUCUCUUCUCAUCUCUUAGCGUUCCUCUUUCUCAAACUGUGCCUCUCAGCCUAUUGCUUAGCUCUGUUAGAAACUCAUUGUGCUGUUGAUGAUGUUUCCUUUUAACUUACACCAUAUUAUCUGAUCUGGUUUUCUUUAUUUUUCUUUCAGAUCAUAGAUUUCAAGAAAAACUUUCCUUUGUUCUUUGCUAGCAUCACUCUCGUAAAACCAUUGAAAGAAACAAAAACCCAGCUUUUUUUCUUGGGGUUUUAGUAUCUUCCCUAGUUGGUAUAAUGAGAAUCUGAAAUAUGGAAUUUUGUGCCAAAGAUGCAGAAUAUUGAUGUAUGUUUUAAGAAACCUUCUUCAGUUGUUUGAAAUUGUUUUUUAAGCAGUUCUUGGACAAUGAAAAGAGGUAGAGGAAAAGCAAAGAAGCAGACUGUUGUUUCUUCUUCUCAUGAGGAUCUGGGAAGUGGUGAAGAUGAAAAAUUUCCAGCGUAUAAGAGAAGAGGAAGGCCGCAAAAGCAAUUGAAGGAUGAUAUUGAUGAAGAUGAAGUGGAGAAGACAGAAGAAGAUGGUGACGAUGUAGAAGGUUCCAUUCCUAUCAAGGAGAUGAAAAAUCAGGCUGCCACAGAGAAUGGAAGGAAGAGGAAACGGUCAAUGCAGGCAAAAGAAAACAUAGAUUCAGUCAAGAAAGAAAAUGGUAUCACAACAAAGUUAACCACUGGUGACUCAACUAAAUCUGUUGGGUAUCGACAAAAUGGUAGCAGGCGCAAAAACAAGCCUCGUCGGGCUGCUGAAGCUGUGGUUGAGUGCAAGUGAAGUUCCAGAUAAUCAUCACCAUGGAUUUUGCCUUCUUUUCCAUACCUGAUAAAUCAUCCCAAAAGUAAUGCUUGUCAGCUCAUGUAUGGAUUCAGAUGUUUCUUUUUGUCACAUGCUAUUUGUUUUUGUAGUUUCUGAAUUCCAUUUCAGUAAUGGAUAAUUUUUGUUGGGAGCUUUUUUAUAUGUUUGCAGUGCAUGCUUGUAAUAUUUGAUUGUGUUAUCGCAAAUUAAAAAAUCAUUUUGCUAGUCUUCUGUUUGUGGCUUUUUACAGUGAGAGAACUUGUUAUUCAAUCAGAAUUUUCUCUUAUCAAGUUUAUUAAGUUCGUGUUUUAGUGGCAUUGCAUCUAUAAC
Messenger RNA from Durio zibethinus, 1231 nucleotides. The record is from RefSeq and is a predicted model, not a curated record. Lineage: Eukaryota; Viridiplantae; Streptophyta; Magnoliopsida; Malvales; Malvaceae.